CCCCGCGCCCCAAAGCUUCAUUUAUCAAUCGCCGCAUUCGGCGGUGGAAGCCGGGCUCGGCCGACUCGCCAGCCGGGCCGGCGGUCCACCACACUCGGGACAGCUAUGUUUGUGAUACGUUGAGUGCGAAGCCGCCGCUGGCAUGCCGAUGUGAGUACACGAAUCGAUUCGAAUACUCCAAAUCCCAAAUGUAAAAUGUAAAAUUCAUGUAUCUCCUGCAAUGCGACAAUGUCGAUAUAGUUUAGAGCUCGAGAGUUCGUUGGAUUGUAACAGUGGCUUGUGGAUUGUUGACAGUCGGACUAUUAGUUGCGAUACUCGGACACGCCGCGGCGUCGUGGCUCGUAUGGUGGCGGUAUUGACGCGCGCGAUUUAUUCACGCGCGGUUAUUUUUGGUCGGCGUGAUGCGGUAGCGCGCUGGGGCGGCCGAGCGACGGGCGAAACGCCGUACGCUCUCGGCUAUGUGCCCACGUCGCGCUUCUCAGUAAGUCUAGACCAGUCGAUGUCACGGCCAAGGAGGACCCAUGUCUUACUGCAGGGGUGGUGUUAGCCUAAGAUGGUGUUGGCGUUUGUGGUCGGAGUGCUGUGCGUGUGUGGCCGCCUAAGCGUCGCGAAUCCGGAAGCGAAGCGGCUGUAUGACGACCUCCUGUCAAACUACAACCGACUCAUCCGACCAGUUGGGAACAACUCAGAUCGGCUCACCGUCAAGAUGGGGCUGAGGCUCAGUCAACUUAUCGACGUAAAUCUUAAGAAUCAAAUCAUGACAACGAACGUGUGGGUGGAGCAGGAGUGGAAUGACUACAAACUAAAAUGGAACCCUGACGACUAUGGCGGGGUUGAUACAUUGCAUGUGCCUUCUGAACACAUUUGGCUGCCAGAUAUCGUGCUCUACAAUAAUGCUGACGGCAACUACGAGGUGACGAUAAUGACGAAAGCAAUUCUACACCACGAUGGUAAGGUGGUAUGGAAACCUCCAGCUAUUUACAAAUCCUUCUGUGAGAUCGAUGUCGAGUACUUCCCUUUUGACGAGCAGACAUGUUUUAUGAAAUUUGGUUCCUGGAGCUAUGACGGCUAUACGGUGGAUUUGAGGCAUUUGAAACAGACGCCAGACUCAGAUAACAUAGGAAUGGGAAUAGAUCUGUCGGAAUACUACAUUUCUGUUGAAUGGGAUAUUAUGCGAGUACCAGCCACCCGAAAUGAAAAAUUCUAUUCUUGCUGCGAAGAGCCAUACCCUGACAUUAUCUUCAAUCUUACUCUCAGGAGAAAAACUCUCUUUUACACAGUCAAUCUUAUCAUACCUUGUGUUGGGAUAUCAUUCCUAUCAGUGCUUGUAUUCUACUUGCCAUCAGAUUCAGGGGAGAAGAUUUCACUCUGCAUUUCAAUUUUACUUUCUUUGACCGUGUUCUUCUUGCUAUUAGCUGAAAUCAUUCCACCAACAUCAUUAACUGUUCCAUUGUUAGGAAAAUAUUUAUUAUUCACAAUGAUGCUAGUGACGUUAUCUGUAGUCGUCACAAUCGUGGUGCUAAAUGUAAACUUUAGAUCUCCUGUAACACACAAUAUGGCCCCAUGGGUGCGAAAAGUUUUCAUCGAUUUUUUACCUAAAAUACUCUGCAUACAAAGACCAGAAAAACCUCCUGACGAGGACGAAGACAACGAUAAGCCAACUGAGAUCUUAACGGAUGUUUUCGGUGGUGAUGAAAUGGAUGGAAAGUUCAAAGAAUGGGCUUGUGAAGAAUACGAUCUUCCAGGCAUGCCGCCUUCUCCGCCACCCCCACCAGGAGGUGAUGACGAGCUAUUUUCUCCUUCACCUGGAUCACCUUGUCGUUUAGACUUAGAUGAUAAUAGUCCGUCAUUAGAAAAACCGUUUGUAAGAGAAAUGGAAAAAACUAUAGAAGGCUCAAGAUUCAUAGCACAGCAUGUUAGAAAUAAGGAUAAGUUUGAAAGUGUUGAGGAUGACUGGAAGUAUGUAGCAAUGGUUUUAGAUAGAAUCUUUCUUUUCGCGUUUACGAUAGCCUGUGUGGUUGGCACGGCACUCAUUAUAUUCAGAGCGCCGACAUUUUACGACAACACUAAACCAAUAGACAUUCUCUAUUCGAAAAUCGCGAAAAAGAAACUGGAAUUACUCAAAAUGGGCUCGGAAAGUGACCCGGGUCUCUGAAAUUCGUCUUACGUCUUCGGCCACUCGCCGCCGAAGACGUUUUGGGAGUUAAUUGUGAUGUGGUGGCAUGGAUGAUCCAUGUAAGGCUCCCAGGUGGAACUAUUGGCGAGGACUAUGUGCUACUCAGUGGUGCCAAGCGCACGGCGUUGGGACAAAAGCCGUGAUCGUUUUAAUACGAUCCGUCUUCACAAACAUUUGUGUCCGUCGACAGUGUGGAAAAUUUUUGUGUUUUACGCCAGAUCUGCCAUAACUAUUUUUAUAAGUCGCCGAUCGAAUUGCGUACAAAUAAUAAUUUGUUUUGCGUUUCGUACUUAAUAAGCCUAUUUUGUAUUACCCUCGGAUAUUGUUUGAUAUGACGCACAACAUUAAAUAUCUGUAAGAUCUGUUUGUUUUUGUCUCUGUGUAUGUUUGCUAAGGUCAUACAUAACGUAAGUAUUACUGCAAAGAAUGUGGAGCUCAAUCAAGUUACAUUUAAGUAUUAUAAAAGCAAUUUUCAAACAGUACAUAAUCUUAGUAUUUGACGUUAAUAUGUAUGUGAAGGUUUCAUGCGAAUGUACUCUUAUAUGUUGGACGUUGUAGGUGAAAUAUAUAACAUUGGUAAUUUAAUAUUAAAUGAAUAUACAUUAGUUUAGAGUUUUAUAAACUACGUACUCGCGUAAAAAUAAUAUGGACAAUAUCGAUAAUAUGAAAAACAUUAAUAAUGCCCUAUAGCCGUAAUAUAGUAAUAAUGUAGAUAAAGAUAACUCUUAAGGAUAGGAAUGUCAUAUAAUUAACCAAAAUAGUUUAAAGGUCGUAUCACUGGUACAGUUUGACUAGGUUUAUUCGAUAAAACAAUUGACUGCCAAUUGUAACAUAACUUUUUAUAUUACUCGAUAUUCAUAGGUAGUUUGAUAAGUUGCUUAAAUAACGUUUAAUAAAGUGUGCCAAAUGAAGCCAACUUUAUAGUUUGGAGGUUAUUUUAAGAGCGUUCAUAAUUUAUAGGCGCUUUCUCUUGUAUAUUUUUAAUUGCUUUCACAAAAUGACUGAGCAUUAGAUUUUGUCUUAUCAAAAGCGUAUUAUCCCAUAAACUUAUUGUAUUUUCAAUAACGAUCCUAGAAUACAGGGUAAAAUUAUUACACAAACUUUUCUUAUUUUCUAUUCUCACGGUUUCACUUAUAGUAAACGCCUUUUUCACUCUUAUUGGCACUUAAUCACUCUUAGAUACUUAAAUCAUCGUUGAGGUUUGUGAAUUAGUCUUAAAUGAAAUUAGGUAGACUAAAAUUUCUCUUAGAUUGUUUAGCUGUUUGUUUCGUACCCUUUCACUUCAUUCUAAUUAGUAUAUUAAUAAGAGUUGCGUUUGCGACACACCUCACAAACCCAUAUAAUAGGGUAACGUAGGAUUCGUAUUAAGAAUAAAAAAAAAAAUUUCGAGCCGCGUUUUUGAUAUGUCAAAGUAAUAAUUAAUAUUUAGAUAAUGAUUAACUAGUUAUCAAAGUUGUUCAUAUUUUAAAAGAGACAGCGAGCGAUAGGUAAACAGGGAAUGAUAUAAUGUGUGGUUCUGUGUUUAUAGUAUUGUUGAGUGUGUUUAGAUGUUUGUAUUACGAACAUGUGGCUAGAUGUUAGGGUAAUGUUAGUUGUACGGCUUAAGGUGAAUAAGGCCGUGGACGCUCGCUUAUGGUUGAAAAUAAAUCUUCGGAAGCAAAUGCAGCAGCUCUGGAGAUAGGUUAAAAUUUGGUUAGGAAUGAAUAUCACGUAAGUAGCCCAACUGAACAGAGAUAAAUGGGAACUCGAUCUAAUAAAUUGCUGCUUGUAACAUGUGGAGAAUUUAAGUAAGGCCGCGAAUUUUGUGUAGGUAUCUCUACAAACAGUACCUAAGUUUCUAUAAUGGGUUAUUUGGCUUCAAAAUUUUGUGCGGAUAAGAUAUAUCUCUCACAAACAGUACCUAAGUUUAGAUAAUCGAUUAUUUCUAAAACAUAUUGACUAUUUUACUAAAUUAUUACUUUGUUAAAUAUGUAAGCAUUCUUAUCCGUUGGAAAGAGCGGUCUUCCCUAACACAGGUUCUGUGAACUUAAAAGGGAAGUCCUUCAAAUUCUGUUUACUGAAAUGCUAAAUAAAUAUUUUUUUGAUUUUUUUGAUUUUGAAGUAUCAUCGUUUAUUCAUGAUAUAAAACUUUCAGCAUGAUAUAUUAUUAUUUUUUAUAAAAUGAAACUUAGUGCUACACUUAAUACAAUGCAAUUCAAUCUUGUCAAAAUACGGUAUAGAUAAAGUACCCCACAUUGUUACAUCAGAAAAAAGUAUUAAAGUAAGAUUGUGGCUACAAAUAUACUAACCUUACUCAGAGCUGAAUCUGCCAAUCACGGAUCAUGUUUCAAUGGAAUUUUCUGAAUGGAAUUGUUCAAAUUAUUAUAAGAUUGUCACAUUAUAUUAAUCGAAGUAGGAUUGUGCUAUUGCACGCACCGAAAAACACACCAAAUUAGAAUUUUAAUGUCAAUAAUAUACUACAUUUAAGUCCACAGGCUUCCCACACUGUUCCGUGAUUAUCUUAAUAGUAGAUUUGCUAGAAAAUAGGUCUGUUGUUAUUUUUAUAUGACUGCAAGUAUAGUUAGGUUUUCUAAAACACCUUAGGCUAAUCAUAAAUCAAAAUAAACAUGAGUGAAAUCUUAAGAUAACUUAAAAUACGGUACUUUGUAUGAAGGUCGUGCAAUUUGUAAAUAUUAGAUCAUAAAAAUACGUGUAUUGAAAGGAAUAGUUAUGUCUCAAUGGUUUUAAUAUUACUAUCUUAAUGUAAUAAAUUCGAAAUAUGAGAAGCAUUGAGUUAAGAGUAUUGUAUUUAAUGUGAAUGUAGUGUAGAUCUUUAGAAAUGUUGACAAUGAGCUAAGCCGAUACAACGAUAGAAAAUGUUUUUAAAUUUUAAUUUAAAUUAUGAAUAUUGAAUAUUCAAAUUGGCAAUGCUUACUGAACUUCGUGUAUUCGUUUAUUUUAUCGAAACUUGUAAGUGCGUUACCAUUUUUAAAUAUAAUAUAAUACGGAAAUCCGUAGAUACUUAUUAUAGGGAAUUUAAAUUAGAAAUGUGGGAUGAUUACUCAUCAUACUUUGUUAAGCUUAAAAUUGUUUAAUUGAAUUAAUCAGUUGUAUAUUUUCAUUUUCAUUUUUAUUGUUUUUAGUCUCUUUGUUGCUAAGCAAUUUCAAAGAUUUAUCAUAAUUGAUAUAAUUGACUUGUUUACAAAACAUAACUUGUUAUUUAAAGCUGUGUUUAGUUUUAUUUGGUGCGUAUACUAAUCUAUAUAUAUAUAUAUAUAUAUAUAACAUAACACAGUCUUUGUAACUAAAAGUAUAAAAAAUAUUUUAAAUGUAACUAUUAAACAUGUCAAUAGGUCUUUUAUCAUGUGCAAUACUUCAAAAUGGUAAAUCACUGACAGAAAGUCCUAUGUAUACCAUAUUGUAUUCUACAUUCUACUACAUUCGGCAUUUUGUAUUCUACAAAUGAUUUGAGUUUUCUUUAGUGUUAAUUCCGCCAAUAUUUGUUUAUAAACAAUUCGACACGUGUUUCGCCUUUACACGAGGCAUCCUCAGGACGUGUUGUCUCGCCAAAAUCUGGCACGAGGUUUUGGCGGAAUUAACACUAAAGAAAACUUAAAUUAUUUGUAUAAUUAUGGAUUUUCGCAAAGUAACGCCUACUUCAAUAAAUUUUGUAUUCUGUUAAAUUUGAUGAUCAUUCUUUGCCAGGAUUAAAUAACAAUGAAUUUAAUCAAAUGUAAAGGCUUUUAUAAUCUAUCAAUACUCGUACAGAUAUUGUGAACUGUACUUUUUUCGGGUUUUAAACGGGUAUAAAUGUAGACGUCAUAGUUAUGGUAGAUAGGAUAAAAAAUUACGCUAGAUCUUAAUUGAUAAGUGAUUAUGAAAUGAUAUUGAUAUUGAAAUAAGUAGUAACAUUAGCUUCUCAAUGUUUUUAGAGUUAGUCGACAAAUGAGUCAGUUCGAUUGUCCGUUGUUAGAUAAACUUGUUAUAUAUAAUAUAUAUCCUUGUUAUAUUUGUUUAGACUAUGUGUAACAUUUUCAAUUUAUUUAUUUUAUCUAAUUAAAAACAUCGUAAAGUUUAUUGAAAACUAAAGUAUUCUAAGCCUUUUUGUGCCUAGCUUGGUACUGUCAUAAUUUGCUCUCCUAAAAAGUAAAUGUAGUUUCUUAAUGAAGUUUUUGAAAAUAUUCAAAAAUAUUUAAAUCCGACAGAAGCAUAUAUUAUGUUAGACGAGAGACAUAAAACAAUAAUUUUAUUUUUUAUUGUGCUCGUUAUAUUAAUAAAUAGUUUAAUAAAAAAUUCAUGAGUAAAAUUGGACAUCCCAAUGAGCAAAAAUGUUUCGUUAUAUUUCAAAUUUACAAAUUUGUUACCAUAUUUCAAAUUCAAAUCUAAGUUAAAGUAAUUAUAGUUCGUGCGUCUUUUUUUUUUUUUGAUUUAUCUAUUUUCCCUUUAAUCUGCGCUGGGACACGUCUCAAGUUUAAUUUCUACAGUUAUCUUCUCAAAUUGAAGUCCUAUUAAACUUUUUGAUCAUGUUUCGCAAAUUAACGAUGUUUCAAAACUUUGUUCCGAGAGUAUUAGAUAUUAGAGAUCAGAUUUUAUUAUGUUUCUUCUAUAAUUAACUGUUCACGAUACCCCUUAUUUAUUUAUUAGCUUCAACUCAAUAGAAUCUAAAAGCGAGCUUAUCUACAUCGGGCGAGAGGGCGAGAGCUCAUCUAUCGCUGGCUAUCAAAUGGCUGUCAGUAAUUUUAAGAACUACCUAUCUGAAAUGUUGACGUGUACAUAUAGUUGAUCAACAUAGGUAUUUAAUAUUGUAAUGUAAUGAGUUAUUUUUCUACAUUUAUUUCUUCGGUGUCUUAAGUGAGUCUAGAAUUAAGAUUAGAUACGUUUAGUUACGAAAAUUGUUCAGCAAUAAAUGCGGACGAGUAAGAAAAUAAGGACUUCAUGUCACCUUACAUAACAGUGAAACACCAGAACAAGCCGGUAAACGUGUAAAUACAUAGCCCCACGCACACACCUACACUAAUACAAGCCGAUCGGCCACCGUUGUGAGAUUUGCCAUCGUCUGUGACAGAUCAGUUUGCGUCGCAAUAAAAUAUUUUAAAAAUGCCGUCGUGCGUUGUGAAAAAGUAUAAAAACAAUACUAUAAAAGUAUUUGUGGCCAUAUAUGAUUAUUUAAGGGAGACAAAAAUGUGUAACUAGUAUCCCCCGUAACCGCACACACACUAGCAUAAACGUGCUUCACUUGCUAAUAUCACGGCGCGGUGUCCUUCUUUUUUUACACGUCCCUGUUAGUAAGAAAUAAGUUUAAUUUUAUCAUUAUAGUAUAAUUCAUUUAUAAUUUUAAUGAUAUCCAUUUGUAAAUUUGAUUUUAAUGGAGUCGACAUAAUCCGUAACGCUUUAUAAUUAGGUUCAUUGAAAUCUAGAAAGUCUAGUGUCUACUACACUUUUGGAGUCAUAACUUUUCUUGCACUUAACAGAUUUGUUUGAUCACACUUAGUUUUAUAUACUUGUAUAUAACUUAAAACUAAUUCGCAUUCUAAUCAGCGUCUUCCAAAAGUGACGUUAUGAUGUUUUUUUUCCUAAAAAUAUUUGAAAUGUUUUCAUUUGUUGAUGUUAUUCGACAUUUAAUUGAAUUGUUAAAUUUGUUGUAGCUUUACUUUAAACGGAGAAAUGUUUGUGCUUAUUUGUUAUAUUAAAACAAUUUUCCGUAGUCAUAAUAUUAAAAUUAUAAUAAUAUAUGUAAGUAGUUGAAAUCACAUGAAAAUGGCGUUGAGCUUCCAACAUGAUUAGAUGUAAAUACAGAAAUUAAUAUAAUAUAAAGUCCUUUACGUUUUUAGUUAACUAAAAAAUGAAAAUAAUUAUCUCUGUAGGGGAAUGAAAAUAAAUUGUCAAAGACCCUAUCCUAUUUUCGGAUUUCUGUAUAAUAAUGGAAAAGGCUAAAAUGUUAUUAUAAAACUAUUGAAUACAGAACAAACUCAGUACGGCCAAACGUCUGGCAAUUUAUAUUUCAUCACUCUGCACAGUAAUUGUAUUUUACUCUAUAGGAAAAUCAGCAGCAUCUUUUCAUGGUUAUAAUAAUAAUAAUUUACCACCAUGUGUUUUACACAUAUAAUGCGAACAUUAAUAAUCAUUCCCCUUAUUUCGCUAAUCUUAACCUUAAAAUACGAUAUUGUUGGAAAUUUAGUUACGCUUAUGCCAAAACAAAAAUAAAUUCACAGGAAUCUUUAGAUGUUAUUAAUUAAUUUGUUGUGAUACUUAAAACAUUAUUCUACUUUCCAGAAACUUCUACCAAUACGCUACAAAUUUCUGUCGACGCUGGAUUCUCUAGGCUUUCUUAAUCUCUGACUGACUGGAACUAGUAGAAACUGUAUUAUACGCGGUAAUUAAUAAUCUUAAUAUUCCAUCACUACAUUAUGCAGCUGGACUGCUACUGCGAUUGCGUUGUAUUUUGAUACAUAAGUUGUAAAUUCUCAAUAGUCUAGGAAUAGCAGUAGUUUUGACACAUUUUAGACAGAAAUAGAAACAGUAUUAACACACUAUGUCUAUCCAACUUUUAAACAAAAUCAUAAUUCACAAAUAAAAUACGAAAAACAAAGUUUUGUGAAGUAUCGUCAUAAAAUCUUGUAUGCUUUGUUCAAUAAAUGAAUAAAAUCAUAAUUCAAAUCGAUAUAGUAACUCAAUAAAUAGUGUUAUACACUACCCAUUAUAUUUGAUUCUUAAGAAAUCUUAAUUUUCGUAUUAUUUGGCAUACGCGUUGCUCUAAACUAAAUUUCACUGUGCCUUAUUUUAUGAAAUAUUUUCCAGUAUACUAGAGGCUCACUGUAUGUUUUUAUGGUCAAUAAAAAUAGACGCUAAUUAAAACACUCACUUAAGUAUGAAUUUCUUGAUAACUUGUAAAUAGAAUCGUGAGUUAAAUAUUUCAUUGUUUACUAACUAUUGAUAAGUGCCCAGUAACUCUAGUCGUAAUAUUUGAGUUUUUAUGAUAUUAUUUUUACCAUUCUUGUCAUGAGUAACGGUGAUUUUUUGUGGAAAUUAUGCAAAAUCUUCAAUGAAUAUGUUUUGAAAUCGGCGUAUUCGUUUUCUAAAAUUGAUUAAAAAUUAAUGGUUAAAGAAAAUAUGGAACAUAAUGAUGUUCCUGAAGUUUUCGGUGGAAGUUUGCAUGUUAAUAAUGUACAUCAUAUAUUUUUUUAGUUUAUCAUUCUCUUAUUUUAGAAGUUAUAUUUUACCUCUAUGGAAGUGUUGCUCAUGCAAACUAUUUUAGAAGAAAUGAAAUUAGGAACCUCAACAAAAUGAUGUGUGGUGUGUUAAGAAUGAAUAAUUAUUCAUUAGAAAGAGAUAAUUUAUAGGCUUCAAAACUAAAUUUUGAACUGGUUUAAAUGUUUUGUAUGAUUUCCAUAAUAAGAUCACCCGGUGAAAAUGACGCGAUCUAACGAACACCACAUAAUAUAAUAAGUAAUGCUAAAAAUUCCUAUAUUACUUUAUAUGUAAGGUAUUUGUAAUUUUAUUAUUAACACGACAAUAGACCUUCGAUGUACAAAAAGGUCUUUUGUUUAUUCUAUGUAUAAUAAUAUAAUGCACUAAGCUAAAUAAAUAGCUCAACAAUUUAUGGAAUUACAAAUGUAUAUUAAGGUUUAUGUAUAAAAUGGUCAUGUGCGUACUGUAGCAUGUAAAAUUAAGUCCCAUUUUGUAAUGUUAAUUAUAAUUAAUUCGAGCACUAACAUACUAUUAUGAAUACACUCGACUUCUUACGGCUAAUAUUAAAAUGUACUAUAAUAAAAACUAUAAAUAUUAAAUGUUAUGCGUUAAUAAUA
Messenger RNA from Leptidea sinapis, 9960 nucleotides. RefSeq names its product acetylcholine receptor subunit alpha-like 1 (gene nAChRalpha1). Bases 554 to 2155 code for a protein of 533 amino acids. Gene Ontology annotation, molecular function: acetylcholine-gated monoatomic cation-selective channel activity; transmembrane signaling receptor activity. Gene Ontology annotation, cellular component: neuron projection; postsynaptic membrane; synapse. The transcript has 9 exons. Gene Ontology annotation, biological process: regulation of membrane potential; signal transduction; chemical synaptic transmission. NCBI's taxonomy places the organism in Eukaryota, Metazoa, Arthropoda, Insecta, Lepidoptera, Pieridae. The record is from RefSeq and is a predicted model, not a curated record.